This is a messenger RNA of Oxyura jamaicensis (ruddy duck), 1481 nucleotides long. Its product is annotated as cohesin subunit SA-3-like. The annotation marks the transcript as partial. The record is from RefSeq and is a predicted model, not a curated record. Gene Ontology annotation, molecular function: chromatin binding. NCBI's taxonomy places the organism in Eukaryota, Metazoa, Chordata, Aves, Anseriformes, Anatidae. Gene Ontology annotation, biological process: sister chromatid cohesion. The transcript has 13 exons. Gene Ontology annotation, cellular component: chromatin; cohesin complex; nucleus.
GGUCUCCAGCAGCGGUGACAAUGACGACGACUCCGACUUCGAGCCCACCCUGCAGCACAAGCGGGGGGUGCGGGGGGGGCCCAGCCCCCGCCCCGUCCCCAAACGUCCCCGGAGGGAGCCCAGCGGGGACAGGAGUGGCCCGGAGCAGAACGUCCUCUUCCAGGCCGUCAUGGAUGGCGGGGCGGCCAUUGAGGUGGUGGUGGACGAGUGGCUGGAGGGCUACAAGCAGGACCGGGAGCCGGCCUUCCUGGAGCUCGUCAACUUCAUCGUCCGCUCCUGCGGCUGCCGAGGCACGGUGACGCUAGCCAUGCUGCGGGAGAUGCAGAACGCCGAGAUCAUCCAGCGGCUGACCGAGAGCUUCGACGAGGCCUCCGCCGACUACCCGCUGUCCCUCUCCACGGCCCCGUGGCGCCGUUUCCGCCGCUCGCUGGGGGCGGCGGUGGCGUCGGUGGCCCUGCGCUGCCGCCACUCGGUCCUCUACGAUGGCUUCCUCCUCGGUGGCCUCGCCGCGCUGCUCACCGGCCUCUCCGACUCCCAGGUGCGCGCCUUCCGCCACACGGCCACCUUGGCAGCCAUGAAGCUGAUGACGGCGCUGGUGGAGGUGGCGCUGGGGCUGAGCCAGCGCCGCGACAGCACCCGGAGGCUCUACGAGGCCGAGAGGGGCAAGAGCCCCCCCCGGAGAGCCCCCGGCAAGCUGGAGGCGCUGCUGGAGACACUGCGGGAGCUCCAGGAGCAGCAGGAGGAGAUCGAGGCCGUGAUGAACGCCAUCUUCAAGGGCGUCUUCGUGCACCGAUACAGGGACGUGGUGCCCGACGUCCGCGCGCUGUGCAUGGAGGAGCUGGGGACGUGGAUGUGCAGCUUCCCGGCCUCCUUCCUCACCGACGGGCACCUCAAGUACCUCGGCUGGACCCUGCACGACAAGCAGGCGGAGGUGCGGCUGCGCUGCGUGCGGGCGCUGCGGGGGCUCUACGCCCGCCAGGACACGGCCGCGCACAUGGAGCUCUUCACCGGGCGCUUCAAGGCCCGCUUGGUGGCCAUGGUGCUGGACAAGGAGCCCGAGGUGGCCGUGGAGGUGGUGAAGCUGCUGACGGUGAUGCUGGACACGGUGGCCGAGGCGCUGACGGAGGCCGACUGCCACCGCGUCUACCCGGCCGUCUUCGGCACCCGCCGCGCCCUCGCCAGCGCCGCCGGCCUCUUCCUCUACCGCAGCCUGCUGUCCCCACGGCACGGGGGUGACACCGAGCCGUCCCCCGGCACUGGGGACAACCGGACCUUCUUCCGCCUGCUGCUGGCCUUCUUCAUCGAGAGCGAGCUCCACCAGCACGCCGCGUACCUCGUGGACAGCCUCUGGGACUGCGCCGGGGCCCGGCUGCGGGACUGGGACACGGCCGGGGGGCUGCUGCUGGAGGAGGCCCCCGGGGAGGGUGGGCAACUGGGGGGCACUGGGAGGCACUGGGAGGGGACUGGGGGGCCCUGGGAGG